Messenger RNA from Dunckerocampus dactyliophorus (ringed pipefish), 2156 nucleotides. RefSeq names its product matrix metallopeptidase 13b (gene mmp13b). Gene Ontology annotation, biological process: proteolysis; collagen catabolic process; extracellular matrix organization. NCBI's taxonomy places the organism in Eukaryota, Metazoa, Chordata, Actinopteri, Syngnathiformes, Syngnathidae. The transcript has 10 exons. The record is from RefSeq and is a predicted model, not a curated record. Gene Ontology annotation, molecular function: metalloendopeptidase activity; zinc ion binding. Gene Ontology annotation, cellular component: extracellular matrix. The coding region runs from base 161 to 1363 and encodes 400 amino acids.
UAUAACAUCUUAACCGGCGUGGACUCCCUGCCGUUCACAAACGCAUGACGUCUUUUCGCAUCUUUUGUCACAGAAAUACCUCCGGCGCUUUUACGGCCUUCCGGUCGGCCUCCAAGGUCAUCGGCGGUCAUCGGGAGACUUUAAGACCAAGCUUAAGGAAAUGCAGAAAUUCUUCAACCUUAAGGUGACAGGCAGUCUGGAUGACAACACGUUAGACUUGAUGACCCAGGCGAGAUGUGGCGUUCCAGACGUUGGCGAAUACAACCACUUCCCUCGACACCUCAAAUGGAAAAGCAGCAAGGUGACUUUCAGGAUUACGAAUUACACUCCAGAUCUGAGGAAGUCCGACGUCGACCGAGCCAUCCGCGCAGCGCUCAACGUUUGGUCUGACGUGACCCCGCUGACUUUUCAGAAGCUCUACCGGGGCAACGCCGACAUUAUGAUCAGCUUUGGAAGGAAAGAACACGGAGACUACAACCCUUUCGACGGGCCGAACGGACUGCUGGCUCACGCCUACCCGCCCGGCGACGGCAUCGGAGGGGACACUCACUUUGACGAGGAUGAACACUGGACCAAAGACUCAUCAGCAUACAACCUCUUCAUAGUGGCGGCACACGAGUUGGGUCACGCCCUCGGUAUGUCCCAUUCCACCGACCCGGGCGCCCUCAUGUACCCCAUCUACGCCUACGCUACAGGGUACCCGCUCGCUGAGGAUGACAUCGACGGCAUCCAGGCCCUCUAUGGCCCCAACCCAAACCACAGGAAAGUGAAGCCGAAGCCGGACGCCCCCAAGAAAUGUGACCCCUCGUUGAGUUUUGACGCCGCGACGGAGCUCAGGGGAGAAACCUUCAUCUUCAAAGACAAGUUCUACUGGCGCCUCCACCCCCAGAUGCACGAACCCGAGCUGACACUGAUCAAAUCCACUUGGCCGUCCAUCCCCAACAAGGUGGACGCGGCGUACGAGGACCCAGAGAAGGAUCGGGUUUUGAUUUUUAGCGGUAUCCGCAUGUGGGCUUUGAAUGGAUACAACGUGGUGAAGGGUUAUCCAAAGUACAUCCACACACUGGGACUCCCCAAGAGUGUGAGGAAAGUGGAUGCGGCUGUUCACAUCCGAGACACGGGGAAGACUCUCCUCUUUCAUGAUGAAGACUAUUGGAGUUAUGAUGAAGCAUCAGGCACCAUGGAUAGUGGCUACCCACGAUCAAUAGAGAAAGAUUUUCCCGGCAUGGACGAUGAGGUUGACGCCGCCGUUUAUCACUACGGACACUUGUAUUUCUUCCAUGAGCAUGUGCAGUAUGAGUACAGCUACGCAGCGAGGAAGGUCAUACGCAUCCUCACAACCAAUUCCAUUCUCGGCUGCUGAUGCCGCUUAAAAGCCCCAGUGACCCUUACUUAAUUAGGGGGCUGUUCCAACUACUGGUAAAGAUACAUGCACAUUAUAUUAAAAAAGAGACCUUCAGCUCUACACCCCUAUGAACCACAUGCACACGGAUAAAACAGUGUGCAUUGGAUCACAGUCGCAGCCUUAAAUAUUGUUGUCUUUGAAACAAAUAAUAAUCUCUAAAGCCGAAUGGUUCAAAAGCGUCCCAGGAAACAUCUCAGUGUGUUGUGACCUUGCUAUGUCCUGUCGUUUUUCUUUAGCCUGGAAGCCAACAUGGAUUCUGUAGAAAUAUAAUUGAACAGUUGGCCUUGGAUGAGCCCUAGAAUGUAUUCUAGUGAUUAUCAUUCAAUCUGCUGGCCGCUGAAAAUGCUUACACUGACUCGGGAGUGAUCUCACAAGUGUAACCUUUCAAGUGAAGCCAGGAUUAUGAAAAUAUACCUUGUCGUCGUUAAGGUAAACGUAAUGAUUUGCAGACAUGUCAUGGUUGCUAAAUACAGUAUAAUGGAAAGCCAUAGGAAUGUAAUCGCAAAAUGAACAUGCUUAUUCACAAAAGUGCUGGACACAACAACAUUUCUUCUUUUUAUUAUUUAUUUUGUUUGUUUGAGAUGUUUAGUUUAACUGCAAGUUUGUCCGGCUGGCCUGUAAGCUCAGUUUUCAAAGUGUAUUAAAUGAAGUGUGAACACUUUUUAGUGUGUGUUUCAAUUGCCCUGUCAUGUGCUUGAACUGCUAUUGGUUGUCAGUGUUAUUCAAUAAAAUGGCUUAACAUGUGUUACCA